AUGGACUCCGACGAAGAGGAGAUGAAAGCCAUGCGGGCGUCGAAUCGCUACUCCGGUCCCACACGGAAGGCCCCAAAACCCGAGGAGACUUCGACAAGCAUGGGGGAGACGAGCAGUUUCCCUUCCCAGAUGGGAGGCGAUGGCUCCGACACCGAGAUGCCUAUGGAGAUGCAAGAGCUGAAGGGCUUUAACAUGCCUCUGUCCUUUGGAAAGCAGAAGCCCGUAAAGACUGUCGGCCCGGAAGCACACAACGCCACGCAGCGGGCGCAGAAAGGAGCUCGAGGGCAGGAGAAAGCCGCAAAGCCUGGAGGCGUGCAGUUUGGUCACCGGGCAAAGGAUGCAGCCUCUGUUGCCGGCGCCACCGCCCGGCUGCAUAAGGCAGCUAUAGAGGCGGCAGAGGCGGAGGAGGCCGAAGACAAAGAGGACGACAUUCCAACGGGGCCCCUCGUCACCUCAAAGCAGCGUGCCCCGGCACCGGUUGAAGAGCCCGAUGAGCUCCCGGAGCCCGGAAAGGAGAAUGAACUUCUGCCCGUCAGCCAUGAGGUGAACAUUCCAUGCCAUGACAAGGCAGUGACGGCUGUGGGCCUGGAUCCUAAGGGCUCUCGGAUGAUAGCAGGAAGCAUGGACGGCAUGUUCAAGUUCUUCGACUUCCAUGGCAUGUCUGAGGCCAAAGAGUCUUUCCGGAGCCUGGAACCUGUGGAGGGGAAGAUGGCCCAUGCCAUCUCCUUCAGCACCACUGGAGGGCAGGUCUUGGUGGUCAAUGCAGACAUCCAUGCCCGUAUCUACGACCGUGAUGGCUCUACCAAGCUCAUCCAGCAGACAGUUCAGGGUGACAUGUACGUCCGUCAGAUGGAGCACACUAAAGGCCAUACGCAGGUUCUGACUUCGGGCAUGUGGCACCCCUUCAGGAGCGAGUUGUUUCUGACAGCCUCUCUGGAUGGCACUAUGCGGAUGUGGGACAUGACUGCAGAUCCUGUCGGCAUGGACCAAGAAUUACCCUCCGUCCACGUGCUCAAGACGGUGGACCGUCGUAAUGUUUGCGUGGGCGGAGGAUCUGGAAAAACGGGGGGCCUUUACCCCACGUGCUGUGUCUACUCGCCCACCGAUGCGAAGAAGAUUGUCGGUGGUUGCAGUGACGGGUCAGUUCAGCUCUUCUUUGACAAGGCACGCUUCAUGCGACCGGACAGGAUCCUCCGGAGUGCCCACACAGAACCUCUCACAGAUGUGGGCUUCAUACCGGAGGGCAGCGAGAGCAACCUCCUUGUGACUCGGUCACUGGACAACUCCAUGAAAGUCUGGGACUGCCGGAUGCUCUCAGAUGCCAAGGGCCCUGUGAAGGUCUUCGAUGACUUGCGAACAGCACACGAGAAGACCGGCAUCUGCACGUCGCCAGACGGGCGCUACUUGGUGACGGGCACUUCCCUUGCCAAGGGGGCUUUAGGCUCCGCAACCCUGCGAAUCUACGACGUGAAGACCUUUGGUUUAGUGAAGAGCCUGGACUUCGGCAAGAAGUCGCCACUCCGGGUGGUGUGGCAGAAAGACUUGAACCAGCUCGUCGUUACCACAACCGUUGGCGAAGUGUUCAUGCUCUACAGCCCUUUCUCUUCCAGGAAAGGUGCGCUUCACUUCGUGGGACGAAAGGCCAAGACCAAGUCCGUGUACAGUAGCAUCGAAGAGGAUGGACAGGGUUCCGGUCCAAUCUUCAACAUGACAGACCCGGCAGAAAUGCAGCGCUUCUACCAGACAGGGCAUGGCGACAUGUAUAAGAUUCGGCGAGGAGAAGCUAGAAAGGUGAACAAGAACAUGACGCCAACAAGGCCCGACGAAGCGGGAACGAAGAUGCCAGAUCAAAAGUUCGGCGACUUUGCUGCCUUGGCCAUCAAGGCAGGCGCGCAGACGCUGCACUUGAACAACACUCGCGUCACAGACACAGACUCCCAGAAGGCUCUUCUGGAGUACCAGGACAAGAUCUCAGCAGAUGCGGCGAAGACCUCACUGGUUGAUCGCGCGUAUUCGAGCAACCAGCCCACGAAGAUCUUGGACUGGUCCGAAGAGCAAUCGGAGGGUGACAAGCGCAUGAUGUUAGCCAUGAAAGGGGAGUUCUGCCGGAAGUGCGGCAUGAAGAACUGCCGCUGCGUGGACUACUCCAGAUACGGUGAAGGGUCGAAGAAGCAGCGCAUAGCGUAG
Molecule: messenger RNA, 2187 nt
Organism: Symbiodinium sp. CCMP2456
Lineage: Eukaryota; Dinophyceae; Suessiales; Symbiodiniaceae
Source: the annotation of a GenBank genome assembly